UUCUGAGUCAUUGAACGCACACAAUAGACACCGAAAGAUUUCGAACCAUCAUGAUGUUUGACAUAUCAAGAAUAUCGGCAAUCGAUAUUAAAUCAUUAAGUGAAGAAGAAACUGAUUCUUGGUGCAAAAAAUUAAUCAAGUAUCCAAUCAAUAAUGUGGAACAGGAUUUGGAUAAGAAUGAACUCAUACAAUUGUUUCAAUUUACAAGAUCCUUGUUGAAUGUUAAACAUAUACAAACAAAUGUUCUUCUGGAAGAAUUGCAAAACAUUGAACAAAAAUAUGAAGAUAUUGAAAAUGAAUUGGAUACAUUAAGAAAUAAUCAAACAGAUACCGAACUAAAACAAUUGCAGAAAAAAUAUGAUGAUCAAGAACAUCAGCUUCAGAAAGCUAUCAAACAACGACAGGAACUAAUCAAUGAACUUGAACAAAAAGAUAAAGAAUUGAUGCAAAUUCAAACAUCCAUUUCACAUAGCACCGAUUCAACAAUGACUAGUGAUAACUUAUCUGAUUCACGAUUUUCAACUGAUGAAAUGAAACUUCGAUUGAAAGAAAAAAAUGAUCAAAUCGAACAACUGUUAGAUAAAUUAUACGAUUCGGAUCGUAUUAAUCUUGAUCUAGCCGAACAAGUGGCUAAACUUCGUGUCGAUUUGGCCAAAUCGGACAAUGACUGCCAAUUAUUGACCGCUAGACGACAAAUGCUUGAACAACAAAUCCUUGAAUUAGAAAAGCUUAAUGAAAGCUUAUUAAUAGAUCGGCAACGUCGCGACCAAGAACUUGAUCGCCUUCGUAAGGAAAUGAUUGGAGAGCAAAAGAACUUGGCUGAUUACCAGGGACAUUUAUCAGACUUGGACACUUCAUUCCAUCAAAGAAUGACAAAAGAAUUAGAUAAGCUAAAAACUUUAAUCAAAGUUAAAGAUUCUGAAAUACAUGAACUUCGUGAAAUGAUCAAAAUGUUGCCAAACGAAUCAAAUCAAAACGUUAAACAGUUAGAAGAACGAAGAGAUCAAAUCGAACGCCUUGAAGAAGAACUUAGUAUUCUAACUGAAGGUUUGCGGCAAAAAUUUCAAGAAGAUGGAGAACAAAGUAAUCAAGACGAAAUAAAUGAUCCAAUCAAACUACGUAAACAAAAUCGAAAGAUGCGAAAUUUAAAAACACAAAUUAAAUCCCUUGAAAUGAGAAUAGAUGAACUUGAACAUGAAGCUCGUAAUAAGGACGAAGCAUUAACACGUCAGCGUAAACGAAUGUCGAUGCUGAUAGGUGGAGAUGAACGCAUAAGAAAGUUGUUCGAAGAAAAUACCGUCCUUACACGAAUGUUAAGGUCACGUGAAAAUCGUAUAGAAUUUCUUAUCAAUCAACUCAAUAAACAUAAUUUAGUUCCUGAAAGUCCAAUCGAAUCUGAAGCAUCCAAUGAUUCAAGUAUAAAAUCUAUACAACAAGAAAUAGAACUCCGUGACCAAUUGAUAGCCGUAACUGUUGAACGUGAUGUUUUACAACGUCAUCUUGAAGCCGUUCAAACCCACAUGGAAUCUAUUCAUAAUGAAAAUUUAGAGCUUCAAAUGGGAAUGAAAGAAAUUCUUGAUGGCUUACGACAAACAGAUGUCACAACUGAUCUGGUACUCGAAUGUCCAAGUUUAGAAAAAGUUUGCAGAAUGCUUGAAAAUCGAUCAAUUUAUUAUGGAUUAAAUGGAAAUCAAAAUGGUGAAAAUCUCACACAGAUGAUUCUACUAAAAUCUGAAUUAGAUCACAUUCGAGGACAAAAUGAUCAGCUUCGAAUCGAACUAAAAAACUUGAGAGCAGAUUUUCUAUCAGUAAUUGAUGAAUACACUACUGAUAUACUGAAUAAUUGGACGAUGAGUGGUGAUGAACAGGCUCCAAAUUCUAACGACAAUAAUUCUAUGCCGAAUUCGUCUUACAUUGACCAAAAUGAAAACGAUGAUGUUAUUGUUACAGAUGAUUACGAAAAUGAUGAUGAUACGCUUUCUCAGUCAAAAGAUGAAGAAGAAUCAAUUGCAGAAUCAAAAUCGACUGAAGGAUCGACUUUAAGGCCAAGAUCGAGAAUUCAAAGAAGACUAAGUUCGCAGGAAGGUAAAGUAGAAGCUUUGACUGAUACAAAGCAAGCUCCGGAAAGGAUCUCAAUUGGCACUAUGACUUGUUCAUCAGAAUCUGUUAAAACUCUGGAUGUUGGAUUAGAUCCAAUUUUUUCCAAAGAAUCUGAGCAAGUACAGAUUUCAGAAGCUCAAAUAGAAAACAAAUCUACACAAAAGUUCAUAGUAGAAAAAGUUGAUGAAAAAUCAAUUGGAAAUGAAAUCGUGAAAUCUUAUGAAAAUCAUUUGUCUGAAAAGACUAAUUUAAAUAUUAGCGACGAGGAUCAAUACGUAUUAAUGACCGAUGUUCAGGUGCAAACUUUUUCGCCAAAUUUUCAUUCUCAAUCUACACAAACAACCGAAUGGAAAGAAGUCGUACAAGAAACGGUUCACUGUGAACAAUGUCAAAAGCAUUUGAACAUGUUGAAUUCGGUUCGCCGGCUAUUCGAACAAGAACGGCAACAAUUUCGACUUCAGGAAACAAAAAACUUUGAAAUGAUUGAAUCUUUACGUCAAAAUCUUACUUUGGUUAAAAAAGAAUACAAGUUGGAUGUUGAUGCCAGAAAUGAAGAAAUUCAAGAUUUGCGAGACAAAAUGGUAAAAAUGACUAACUCAAUACAAACGAUCCAAAUGGAAAAAGAACAGAAACAAACUUCUUUAAUUGAGAUUAAAUCCAACAGCAAAGAUGAAGAAGAAAUUGUUGCGAAAAUAGCACAAAUUCAGCCUCAACAACAACCACUAGAAAGACAAUCAAUCGAUUCGAAUCAAAUGAAACAAAACAAAGCGAUUCUUGAAACAAUGAUCGAAUGUUUGCAAAAUUGUCUUAAACAAAAAGACGAAGCGUUAUGUGAAUAUCGUGCGAUGCUAGAACAAAUGCGGCAGACGUAUGCGACUGCAGACAAAUCUCGCCAUCAUAUUCAACAGCAAGCUAAUUCGUUGAGCAUAAUUGAACAGAAUCGACAAAGUUUAUCCAAUCAAAAGGAAGAGAGAAAAUUCGUUCAGUCGAGCGUUGAAGAUGAACAAAUCAACAUUUUGGAAAUGGAAAAAAUUUAUGAAAAUUUAUUCGUCAAACCAAAAAUGCAAGAGAAUGAUCAAUUGAUGGAGCUGUUGCGGUCGACUUUACAUCAGCUAGAAUCUGUCCGAACAAAAUCACGGGAACGUAUCAAACAAUUGGAAAUGGAACUUCAAACAAAAUCCAAUCUUAUAGUCGAACUCGAAUCAAAUCUAAAUCAUGCGACUAAACAAUUAGAGUCUAACAAAGCUAAAAUUCAAGUUUUCGAAUCCGAAUCACGAUCUAAAGAAGAAAAAAUUCAAACAUUGAAUACUAAAUUAAAUGAUAUGAUCCGAAGAAAUCAACAAUCAAUUCAAACAGCAACAGCUUUAAAGAAAAAGGUUGAAAACUCAAUUUUUCAAGAAAGUGCUGAUCUUCGAUCAAAAAUUACCGAACUUAAUGCGGAGGUACGACGAGUUGAAUUGGAAAAAUGGAAUAUUGAAAAACGUUUAUCACAAGAACGUCAAUCGGCACGUGAGCGCCUUAGCGAACGUGAUCAACAAGUUACACAACUUAACGAACAAUUGUCGAAACUCCAAUCAUUAAUGGCGAAAAUGGAGCGCAAAUUGAUUGCUAAAAAAGAUAAACCAACGCCAAAAAUCGAAACCGAAAAUCGAUCCGUACAGACUGUGAACGAAGAUCAACAAGAAUAUUCAAAUCGCUCUGUUCGAUUCAGCCAAAUUCAAGUGCAACGAGAGGAACUUCCACUUCAACAUUCGUUCGGUAAAAAGAAAAUAAUCAAACCAGAUAUUCAUGUCAACAUGCUUAUGACAGACGAAUUGGAAAAACCCAAAAAGACCAAAAAACCGAUUCGUACAAAAAAACUUUUAAGACCCGAUAUUCAGAGCAUUCACAGUUCGAAUGACGAACAAUUGAAACAAGUUGAUGAACAAUUUCAUUAUUUAAAAGAAUUCUCAAUACAGAAUAACCUGGAUCAAAUUGAAUCAAGUUCUGAAACUGCAGAUGAAAUAUUAUCGAUUGAAGACGAUUCUAGUCGACAAAUCGUCAUCCAUCCGAGAGACCGUGAUCAUAUGUCAUCAAUUAUCAAUGAAAUUGCUAUUGUUGAUCGUAAGACACCAACAACUGAUUCAAAUCAAGAUAUCACGUUAAUGAAUCAAAUCAAAAGACUCAGUCAACGAAUGAAAAAAUCGUCUUCAACUAGUUCGUCUAUGGGAACAGCUACCUCUUCUUCUUCGUCCUCUUUAUCAAUAAAAUCGAAUGGCUAUUGUUUCGAUAAAGUUGUACAGAAAAAUGAAAAAAAGUUACAAACAUCUGAUUGCUGCCGUGAUUGCAAAUCAAAAUUGCAAACACACCGUAUUGAACAACAUUUAAUUGAUUUAAGCUUAGAACGUUUAUUGGAUCAAAAUGUAGGCCAUUUGAAAUCAUCACUAAACAUUUGUGAAGCAUCAAUUUCGAAUUAUUCAGCAAAAAAGAAAUCAAUAGAAAAAAAUGAUCAUGGCCAUUAUGAUCAUACAGAAUUAGAUUGUGAUCAAAUAUAUGAAUAA
Molecule: messenger RNA, 4640 nt
Organism: Dermatophagoides pteronyssinus (European house dust mite)
Lineage: Eukaryota; Metazoa; Arthropoda; Arachnida; Sarcoptiformes; Pyroglyphidae
Source: RefSeq, a predicted model, not a curated record